GUGUGUGUUUGGGGGGGAGGUUGUUACAGCGCGUUCCUACGUUAUUUGUAACCCAGCAACUGUCCCAGUGAAUGACCAGUUGAACAAAUCCUAUUAAUGGCACCAUUAUUGAAUCUGAAGAGCUCCGUGGAGACCUCCGUCUGCAAUAUCCCCGAAGUCAAACCGAGCAGCAGAGCGCUUCAGUUUUCUUUAGCUUCAUCGCGGUAGUAUUUAAAACGAGGUUUCUCCUUUUGAGAAACAAAAAAACGUUUUUCAAAUACUUCUCUGGAUUCGAGAAUAACAAUCGCUAAACUUUUUGGGGAUUUUUGACGGAUAUCUUUUCGUGGUUUCUCAAAUGUGUCCCAGGUAUGGAUUGUGACACGCAGAGGUUCUCUUUGCGCAGGCGCGCCGGCGCGUCUCCUCCCUCUACCUGAGAAGAGCGCACCUGGAUCCAGCGAGACGGAAGUUCUGUGAAAGCCGAUCUCAGAGCGACUCCUGUUUGUUUCUCUUCCUCCGCGAAAUGUUCCUUUGGAGUACAAGCGACUAACAGAAGAUCUCCAGUCGAAGCAGGAUGCCAUUGGUUGUCAAGAACGCUUUAAAGGUCUUUCCCAACUGAAGUCUCAGCGUCUCAUGCUGAACGUCAGUAAGCAGCCUGCUCUCCGUCCGAGAACAAUGAUCCAUCUCCGUAGGGUCCUCCGAAGGCGAUUGCACCCCGUCAAACUGGCCGUAGUGGCUCUGGUCUUCGUCACCUUCGUGUUCCUCAUACAAUGGGAAGUUGGGAGCCAGAGCCAACAGGAGGACCCGUGGCUGAAGGAGAUGGCGGUGAAGCGGGACGCCGUGCUGGGCAUGGUGAUGGGAGCCGUCAAUAACUUCAGGGACGUGAUGCCGAAGAUGCAGAUCGGGGCCCCCGUGCGCCAGCCGGACGGCGGAGACGGUGUGUCUUGUCUGCCGGGCCGCUACACGGCCGCCGAGCUCCGACCAGCUCUGGAGCGGCCGCCUCAGAGCCCCAGUGCCCCCGGAGCAGCCGGAAAGCCUUUCCACACAGAUUCGCUGAACCCGGAGGAGCAGAAGGAGAAGGACCGGGGGGAAGAGAAACACUGCUUUAACCUGUAUGCCAGCGACCGCAUCUCCUUGAGCAGAGACCUCGGACCGGACACCAGACCCCCAGAAUGUAUCGAGCAAACCUUCAAGCGAUGCCCCUCCCUGCCGACCACCAGCGUUAUAAUCGUGUUCCACAACGAGGGCUGGAGCACCCUGCUGAGGACGGUGUACAGCGUCCUCCACACCUCCCCGGCCAUUCUCCUCAAGGAGAUCAUCCUGGUGGACGACGCCAGUGUGGAUGAUGCGCUGAAGGACAGGCUGGAUGAGUAUUUGAAGCAGCUGAACAUUGUUCGAGUGGUCCGCCAGCGAGAGAGAACGGGCCUCAUCACCGCCCGGUUGCUGGGAGCCUCCGUGGCCACCGGUGAAACCCUCACCUUUCUGGACGCCCACUGUGAAUGCUUCAAUGGAUGGCUGGAGCCCCUUCUGGCGAGGAUAGCGGAGGACUACACCGCAGUAGUGAGUCCUGACAUAACCACCAUUGACCUCAAUACUUUUGAGUUUACAAAACCGUCGCCGUACGGCCAGAACCACAACCGGGGAAACUUUGACUGGGCCUUGUCCUUUGGCUGGGAGAGUCUACCGGAUCACGAGAAACAAAGGAGGAAAGAUGAAACAUUCCCCAUCAAGACCCCCACCUUCGCUGGUGGCCUCUUCUCCAUCUCAAAAGAAUAUUUCUACCACAUUGGAAGCUAUGAUGAAGAAAUGGAAAUCUGGGGUGGUGAGAAUAUUGAAAUGUCCUUUAGGGUCUGGCAGUGUGGCGGACAGCUGGAGAUCAUUCCCUGCUCUAUUGUCGGCCAUGUUUUCCGCACUAAGAGCCCCCACACCUUUCCCAAGGGCACGCAAGUAAUUGCUCGUAACCAGGUUCGACUGGCCGAGGUAUGGAUGGACGACUUCAAGGAGAUUUUUUACCGUCGUAACCACCAGGCUGCACAGAUGGCCAAAGAUAGGGCCUUCGGAGAGAUCUCUAAGCGCUUGGACCUCCGUGCGCGGCUGCAGUGCAAGAGCUUCUCGUGGUAUUUGAAGAACGUUUAUCCAGAAGUCUUUAUGCCUGAUCUCAACCCACUCCGCUUUGGCUCGGUGAAAAAUGUCGGCAAAGACGCAUGCCUGGACGUCGGAGAGAACAUCGAGGGUGGGAAACCGCUGAUCAUUUAUCCGUGUCACGGACUCGGAGGAAACCAGUAUUUUGAGUUCUCCACACAUCACGACAUCAGACACAACAUGCAGAAGGAGCUGUGUUUACACGGGGCGGAGGGGACGGUGAAGAUGGAGGAAUGCCAGUACAAAGGCGGCAGCACAUCUGUAGGAGCCGAGCAGAAAUGGGAACUGAAGGAGAACCAGUUAUUCUACUUGCCAGAAUGGAACAUGUGUCUGACUGCCAGCCAUGAGCACCCUUCUCUGGCCCUCUGCAACCCCUCAGACAGACACCAACUCUGGAGCUUCGUCUGAGUGUGAAAGCUACCACUUGUAGCGGCUCUAUGCACAGGACGACACAGGUACACCACACUGUAUGGAGCUAACGUGCAGCGUGAUGACACUUAGUAUUUAUUUUUAUAUGUAGAAGAACUGUACUGCUCCUGGGGAAUUUUGACUUUGGGAGAAACCACAGCUGGAAGGAAGCAUCGAACUAAUGCUCCAAAUCAGACGGGGAACUGCGUUUUUUUUUGUUUUUUUUGGAAAGGAUGAAGAUGCACAAGUGCCCUUUUGUUUUGUAUUCACUACUCUUUUCACCUCUCAUGUGCAGUAUUGGGUUUAUAAAGUUAACAUUGAAUAUUUUCCAGUAAGACACACAAUAUCUAAAACAAAAUUUUGGCGUUAUCUUUUUACAGAAAAAUCCCAAAUGUCAUGCGUCAAAAUGACUGAAAUGUGGGGCGGAUUGUCCCCUUUUUAUAAGAACUUUUAAAACAAUGCAAAACCUGAUUUGCAAUCAUCCAGUGCCUUAAAUGUAAUUUUAUACUGGGUGGAGGGAGUGCUGGCUGGGGGGCACGAGAGGAUUGAUGCAGUUUCCUGUUGAUGUAGAAUAGAAGCUUCUACGGUAUUUUUAUCAAGGCAUCUUCAAAUUAGGAUCAAAGUGAAUAGACUGAUUAAAUUGGCUUUUGAUUAAGAAACAUUUGCAGGAAAUAGAUUUCAUAAUGUCUAUAGAAUUAGCUAUUAUCAAUGCAGUCUAAAAUAAUCCCACUGUUAGUCAUCCCUUAAAUCAUUUGUUAGAAUAUUUUGAUGUGUUUCUAAUAUGCCCAACACAUUUAUACUCGGUAAGAGUAAAAAAUACACCUACCUGUAGCAUUAACGUCGAGACUUUAAUUAAGAAUGUAGUAGUUUUAUCAAGGUGUACUUGAUACGCUGUCAAAUUAUUGUAGACAUAUGAAGAAUGAUCAUUUGUGUACCAGUUUGGACUCCUUAAACACAAAUAUAUAAACGGUUUGUACUUCAGCUGUUCAUUCCAAGGGCUCUCAAGAAAAGGGAAAUGUAGGUUAUUGUUGAUGAUUGAAAUGCAUUUUUAUUUGACCUAGAGUGCGUUACUAACAACUUACAUGUCAAACUUCAUGAGUGAUUUUCAAUAUGAAUUAUUGUCUUUUAAUUAGCGGCAUUGUUUAUCUGUUUUUUAUGUUUAUUUUAUUCUUUGGUGUUCAUCACAAGGGGACUUUUUAAUGUGAAAUGAAUUCAACUAACGAAUUCUAUUUGUUGAGCAAAGGUCUGAAACUCUUCCUCUACAUCUAACCCGGAGUCCACUAAUGAAUCUCUAGUGCAGGCGCUGGUGUUCACAUGCUAGGUGUCUAUUUUUGUCUUGCUAUUAAGUCAUUUUCAGGUCAAUAAACUGAGUUGGGGAGUUUUGAAAGCUAA
This is a messenger RNA of Gasterosteus aculeatus aculeatus (three-spined stickleback), 3918 nucleotides long. NCBI's taxonomy places the organism in Eukaryota, Metazoa, Chordata, Actinopteri, Perciformes, Gasterosteidae. The record is from RefSeq and is a predicted model, not a curated record.